Molecule: messenger RNA, 2120 nt
Organism: Erpetoichthys calabaricus (reedfish)
Lineage: Eukaryota; Metazoa; Chordata; Cladistia; Polypteriformes; Polypteridae
Gene: il20ra
Product: interleukin 20 receptor, alpha
Exons: 7
Coding region: 101-1681 (526 amino acids)
Molecular function (GO): protein binding
Source: RefSeq, a predicted model, not a curated record
GCAAGUUUAACAGCGGUGUAGGAUCGCAGUGUAGUACAGCAGCAGUAUUUUAUGACGAGGACCAUUUAGACCCCUUGCUAUCAGCGUAAAUUGUGUCUAAAUGCUCAGGCUAGGAUACUCCAAGGAGGUGACGCUCUACCUAACAUUACUUGUAUCAGAUAUAAUCUGCUUCGGAAUGAUACCUAAACCAAGUAAUGUCUCCUUUUAUUCACUGAACAUGAGAAACAUUUUGGUGUGGCAUCCAGGCGAAGGAGUCACUGAGAAACUGAACUACACUGUACAGUACUUAACGUAUGGAAAAAAAACAAAUGAAUUUGUGAGACAUUGUAUAAACAUUACCAGUCUGUCAUGUGAUCUCUCAGAAGAGACAAGCAAUCCUGAUAGUGCAUAUUAUGGAUGUGUAAAGGCCAGCUUAGGAGAUAAUUCAUCAGAAUGGGUAAAUACAAGAAAAUUCAGACCCAAGUAUGAUACUUUAUUUGGACCUCCAGAAUUGGACCUGAUUCCAGAUAAAGAAGCAAUUUUAAUCACAAUAAAAGAUCCAGAAGAUUGGCAAAACAACAGCAAAACUAAAAGGUCAAUGGCUGUUUACUAUCCUUCAUUGCAAUACAACAUUACUGUCUACAAUGACAAGACACGUCAAUCGUUCUUUUUUCUAUUAAAAAAUAAUUCAAUACGACUGACCAGCUUACCCAGUGGUACAAAAUACUGUGUCUCUGCCAGCUCACAUGUUCAGUUGUUUUCUAAAUACAGUAACCCUUCAGAUGAGGUUUGUGUAACCACACCACAAGAUGCAUUUUGGGGAACAAUGAUUUUCAUCAUUUAUGUAUGCAUUUUGACCCCAGUAAUCAUACUCUCACUCAUUGUUUUUGGUGGAUGCUUGAUGUAUCGUUAUGUUUUUGGAAAUAAGCAAGAGCAGCCUAAUAACCUGGUUCUACAGCAUCAUUGUGAAACUCAGAAGGAAAUUGUGCUUCUUCCAUGUGAUGAUGUCGCUUUGAGUAAAAUUGCUUUUUCUGCUCUAAACUGGUCUUCCAUUGACCCAGCUAGAAAAGGUCUUCAGACAUUGGAGCAAGAACUGGAAAAAGUUAUAAGCUAUGCACCCCAGUUAACUGCAUAUUUGCCACCCCACAUUCAAUCCUCAAAUGACCAUGGGUCAGAAUGUAUCCUGAGUGAUAACUGUGAAUAUGGAAUAGUGACAACAACUGAACAGCCAUCUGGUGUGGAUGAAGUAGAGAACAUUACUUGCCAAUCUCAGACAGGAAUCUCUUUAAAUACAUUCAUUCCCCCUUUGGACUCUCAGAUCAAUGCACUGAUAGAGCAACAAACUCAAAAUACAUGCAAAUGUGCCUAUGUAAUGCAAACAGUGAUAGUAACUUCCAAGAACAGUGAUCAGCGCAAGCUGGUCCCAAACUUAGACUUUGAAAACGAGGAUGGACAAGGAGAAGAGAGUAACAUUUUUAUUGACUGGGACUGUGAAAUGCGUAGGCUAAAUUUUCCUAUACUUGAACAUGAGGAAAAUGAACAAUAUGAACUUCAUCCCUGUGUCGUCCAGGAGGAAACAGAAAAACUUCUUUCAACAGUGUUUGUUAGACAGUGUUCAGAAGAUGUCAUUAAUAAUGAAGAUAAUGUUUAUUUAACUAAGUUAAUAUCCGACUGGGGGUUGAAUGUAAACAUGGACAGUUGAUAGCUGUCUUUUGAACACUUGUGUCCCAUUAAACGUCAGUUGUCUGGAUGAAGGUUUUUGACACCUUUAAAACAUAACCAAAUACAUUUUUGAGCCAGUAACAUACAGUCCUAGAAUGACCAAAAGGUGUGUAUUUAAAAGUACCUACCAAGGGCAAGCUGUUUAUUCUUUACAUGGAAGUGAUGUCAUAUUCCCUUUAUGUAAGGCUUGAGAUUAGUAGUAAUGAAUUAAACAUUAUUUUUUUAUAACUGAUUUUUCACAGUUAUUUGUGAUCUUAAUGCUUCCCAAUAAAUCUACACAUUAUAUGUAAUUCUUCUCUAGCCUGUAAUUAGGAAACCUGUAUUAAGGUAUGCUGUGGUGGGCUGGCGCCCUGCCCGGGGUUUGUUUCCUGCCUUGCGCCCUGUGUUGGCUGGGAUUGGCUCCAGCAGACCCCGUGACC